Lachancea mirantina is the source of this 4959-nucleotide messenger RNA. Lineage: Eukaryota; Fungi; Ascomycota; Saccharomycetes; Saccharomycetales; Saccharomycetaceae. The record is from the annotation of a GenBank genome assembly.
AUGCAAUGGUUGUUGACGGCUUUUGAAGAUCUGUACAGAUCCAUUGAGAGCGGAUCAUUUGAUGCCUCGCUUUUCCAGGAAAUUUUACCGGAUUUGAAGAGCCUAAACCUGGACAAUACCAACGGCAAAAGCAGUAACAGCCGGAUCCAACUUCAGAAGGGUGAAAUCAGUCUUUCAAACGGAGAGAAAUACAAGAUUAAUGAAGAGUUCAGCAUUGCAGUGGUGACAGUGGCAGAUGAGCUUAAAUUAGACGAAUUGGUCGUGGCGGAGAUUAUGCUGUUGAACGAGAAUGCGGAAGAGGCAUCGGGAUUAGAAUCGGGCAUUUCGUUGGUAAAUUCUGCCAAAGUAUGGUACUAUUUGAGGCGGCAAUAUAUUUUGCAGAUUUGCUCUUAUAUUUUGAACUGCCGGCCCGAAGGCGAUGAGCUUGUGUCAGAUUUAGUGAAAGAUGGCGCCUUGGUUGCCAACGUGAUAGAGGGCUUCAAAGCGAUUGAGAAGCAGCUUCGUGAAAUCAAAGAGUUCAUAAACAAGGGUCAAAUUCUGGACAAUUACGAUGCUUACGCUAAGCAGAAUGUAACGUUUCGCAGAAAUUUCCUUCUUAAGGAAUACGAUACAUUGAGUCAGGUCCUAUAUGGCCUUGUGGUACAUGGCGAAUACAUGAAGAAGGAUUUAAUAUAUGGAAUCAUAGAACGAGCCUGCGAACUUGAUUCUGAUGAUUUUUUCAUCGUAUUCUAUAUACCGGCCAUUUUCUACGCCUUCAGCACGUUAGAAAAGUUCCCGGAUGCAAAUGUCAAAGAAAUGCAUAAAAGGUUUCUCGGAGAUCUCAGAAACGAAGCUACCUACCAAAAACCCAUAAAGGCUACCUUCAUUUUUGCUUUUUUGACUCAUUUCAUAGGUUGGUGCAAACUUGCUCCUGCGUCAAGAGCUAAGACGUUCGACUUUGCCACAGAUGUCGAUGAACCGAUGGCUUUGGCAGUAGAGAUGGGUGCAAUCGAAGAGCUCAUGAUUAUUGCAGCCGAAACCUCAGAAUUGGACAAAGAUCCCAGUAUUGAACUGUUUUAUGAUAUCAGAACUUUACUCGAGAGACACCUCCCCAGAUUAAUUCCCAAACAAAUGCAAGACAUGGAUUUUCGUAAGACUGGUGUUGAAAAUGAUGCGGGAAUAAAUGGCUGUUAUAUUCUUUCGCAAGAAUUUCUAAUUCUUUUCGAACCGGCCUUCCAUCGUUUCUUACAAACUUUCAUAGCAGAAUGUGCCUUUUUGCUAACGAAAAUGAAAGAUGCAGAGGAAGACUCUCUCCUCUCUGGUGAAGAUCUUUUUCUAGAUGACAUUUCUGCAAAGGCAGAUUUGGAGCGUGUCUUCAUCACAGUUCACUAUUUUUACGCUUUUAGACCCACAUUUACAAGCUGCUUUUGGUCUGACAAGGAAUCAAAUGCAUACGGGUUUAUCGAAUGGGCCAUGAAAUGCACAGAUACUCUCAUGCGCUCCUGUGUUUUUUUGAUGAUAUCAAGUCUAGCUUUCGAACAUCAAAACUCAAUCAACGUCUACCACUACAUCAGUAGUAGCCCAUACUUGUCAUGGAUUAACAUUGCAAAUAUUGUCAGUGACUACACUGUCCAAAUUUCAGAAAUUGAUAAGAGAAUCACAGAAACUUCUUCACAAUCUCCUGGCGAGAUAGAAGGGAAUACAUUAGUUACUAAUGCUGGUUUGAACGAGGAGAUUAUUAUUCUACUUUCCUCCUUGUUUACGCUAGUGGGAUCGGUGUCGCACGAUUUACAAGAAGAGCCGAAAAACACGCUUGCCAAAACGUUUAUGGACAUUUUUUUCGAAUUUCUCAAGGUAAAAACUCCACUCAUCGGCGCUGCUUUGAAGGUUUUGGGUAACCUCGUUCCCGCUGAUCUUCGUCAGCGGGAUAUUUUCUGGUGUUCUUUGGACGAGUGGAUUUUCAGGAGCCAGUCUUUAAUAGACACUGAUGAUUCCUACAGGUCUGCCUUUCAAAAUGUUCUGACCGAUUUCUCAGACGUCAGCGGCUUUUUGCACCUCGUCUACAGGCUUUUGUCUCAUAACGACUCUGAUGAGGAUGCCAAAAUGCCUUUUGGGCAAUUGCCAUUUUGCUCACUCUUAGGUGCUAGCUACAGGAAGGCUGGGCUAUUUCCUUAUUAUGAUUUCAUCUUCAAAAACAUUUUCAUAAACGCACAAAGGAUUCCUAGCGCCAAGGACAGAGUUGCAGUUGAACUAACAGUUUUGCGGAUACUAGAUAAUUCGCUCCGUUCUUUUGACUCCACUGUUAUUCUGAACUCCAUUCCUGCCGGAGCAAGCCUUGACAGUCUAGUCAUAACUGAAGACUUUUUCACUUACGUGGUUGAGAAUCCAGCCACCGCAGUUUUCAAUUAUGUUUUCGAGGAGAAAGUGUUUCAAGCGUUGUUCGGGAUUGCAUCAGUGGGCGUGGAUGUUCUACAGGAAUGCAAAGAAAGCAAUCCUCCGCUUUUGAACUCUGUUGAACUGGCUCUCAAGAUAAUAGACGAAAUUCUAACGGAUCAAGAAACGCAUCUGGAGGAGCUCUGCCCCAUUGUCAAAAAGCACUGUUCUGGAAAAAUGUUUUUACCAAAAUCUUAUGGGUUACACGGUUUGCGUUCAUUCUUUGAUGCCAUCAUGUUUGACAUGCCUCUUAUUGCUCAUCUAGGCCUGUACAUUGGGGUUGAUAGUAACAAAUUAGCAUUGCGUGCGCUAAAUGUCCUACAGAAGCUUUCUGAGCAUCUUUGUAACAGAAAUGGAAAGCAUGUUGUUCGAGACAGACUUCUCGCAAUUUUUGACUCAGUUGAUGAGUCCGCGAGAAUUAAGCAAGCGUUCAUCAACCAGCUUGAAAAGCCUGUUGCUUCGGAAGAAGAUGCUCUUUUGAAGAUAGGAGUUCUCGACUUUUUAUCUUCCAACCUGCCUGCAAGGGUGGGCUCUCCUACCGUGUCUCAUUUUUUGCUUGGAUUUCUGGUCUCGAAUGUUAUAUCUUUGGGGCCGAAGUUGAGUACUUUCAUCAGUUCUGGAACUUGCGUCCUCCAAUCUUUAAUUCAUUUGUUGAAAUCAUCUCUUGAGGCUUUAGAUCCCAACAAUAUCACCUACUUGCCCAUGCGUUUAAGUGCGUCCAUUAUGGAAAUUAUACUGAAAUUGUGCCGCAAUCCGCUGACUUCAACCAUUGCAUUGCAAUUUUUGGGCGAAAGUAGACUUUUUGAGAUGAUAAUUUCGCUAGACCCUAUGAUCGAUUUGAGUAGUCAAUGGUGUGGAAUGCCGUUCAAAGAAAAUUUCGGAGAAGAAAGGUUUAGCUCCUCAUCUUCAAUGGGUGCGUUCCUUUCUUUUCUGAAAUACAGAAGUCUUGUACUACAAUUUUUCAGCCUGGAUAUUCACCGUCUUCAAGAAAACUCUCAAAGGUCCUCAGUCGACCAUCGAACUUCGAUGCUUACUUUAAACUACACAAGGUCUCCAAGAAUAUUUUCGUUUUUAGACCCCCUUGGCUACACUGCGAGCAAGACGCCAAUCGAAAAAGCUGAGAACCUGACUUUUCUCAGAGGAAUCGAAUUUAACUUAGAUUCCGUUGAAACCCGGAAAUUCUGCUCUGGUCCUCUGUACGAUUUUUCUUCGCUGGUUUCUUUGGUGGAGUUAAAGCUUUUAUCUCUCAAGAAAACGCUUCCGACAGCGGCACUGGCCUCGCAAUGGAAAGACGAGCAAUCUUUGGAAAAGAAGUUACAGGAUGAAUGUGUGCAACUUCAAGAUUCCAUAAGCAACCGUUUGAGCUAUAAUAACUUUUCCUCCCACCAACUAUCCCUUUUGCAUUCCUGGGUUCAGCUUGUCGAAAUAGUCGUACUUGAUGGAUCACUGGCGCCUGUGUCAAGGAGUAAUUUUAUUCUUGAUCUCUUUGAGGCAAUUGUACCGAAAAUCAAUGAUUACGUGGACUUUGAUAUUUCUUACUCUGAAGAGCUUGUUUCCCUCUGCGUUUUCCUUUUUGACAUCUACCAAAAGGACCGAGAAGCAAUCGACGGAGACUCCGUGGUGGAUAGUAGAUUGCAUAGCUUAUUCAAAGCGUGCUUGCAUGGCAUAACUUCUCCUUUGUCAACUCUAUCGCUGAGGUCCGAUUUUUACAUCAUCUGCAACCGUUUCCUGCUCAGAGUCCUGAAGGAAGAAGACUUGGCCAGGCAUCUCCUUCAGUCACUAAAGAUGAUGAGCGAGCGCAUGGUAGAGGUGAUAUGCAACGACGCGAUUGCAGGUGAAGGUUCCACACGUAUCACUGGUAUCCUCUUUUUAGACGCUCUCGUGCAGAUAGCAAGUCUAAACAAGGUGAACUUCAUUCUAGAAAGUUUAACCAAGAGCAACAUGCUAUUUUUAAUUACACGUUCAGUCAAAAACACCGAUGAACUGCUGAACGCAUAUCCAGAAGGUAUCAACCUUGAUCACUUUCUUUACGAGCUUACGGCCUUUAAGUCAACAGCCCAUUUCAUGAUUCGAAUUGCCGAAACACGCAGAGGUGCUAGAGCUUUAGUUCAAAACGAAAUUUUCCAGACCAUCAUGUCUUGCAAAUUCUUACAAGCAGAUCCUGAUCUCGGUCUCGAACUGAACUUUAAUAGCCUCAUGGUUAGAAGUUCGCCGCUCGUGCGAAUGAAUUUAAAUUUGCAUAAUUCCCUGACGUUCACCAGGGAAGUAAACGAUAUCUCACUUUUCGAAGUGUUGGUUCCUAUCUUUCAGCUACUAACAUCGAUAGUUUUGAGCAUGGGCAGUGCCAAUCAGCCGGUCCUAGACCAAGCAAGAAAACUGUUGAUGCAUUUCAAGAAAUUGGUUCAAGGCGUUAUAAAACAGGAGGCUCUUUUGGAUUCGGGCGAGGGACCUGAGCUACAAAAACAAUCCUCUGAUGGUUUAAGGCAACUGGUCAAGUUGGUUAUUUUGCUGUGUACACUCACAGGAUACCAAGGUGAAGAUGCCUAA